AUGAAUGCCAGUUUUCAGAAAGGCUUGCAAACAACGGGACAACCAUUCUGCCUACAUCUCACCAUGUUGAUUUUUAAUAACAGUUCUCCUAAUUGGCCUACUUUUUCUUUCAUUGGUAUCCCUGGUCUGGAAGCUGCUCAUAUAUGGCUCUCCAUCCCCUUUUGUCUCCUGUACCUGGUGGGCCUUGUGGGUAAUGUUCUUCUCCUUAUCCUAGUUAGAGCAGAGCAGAAUCUUCAUGAGCCCCAGUUCUACUUUUUGGCCAUGCUAGCCCUUACCGACCUAGGCCUCUCGUUGUCUACGAUGCCUAGUGUCUUGGCUAUCUUUUGGUUUGAUGUUCACCACAUCGGCCUGGAUGCCUGCCUGACCCAGAUGUUCUUCAUCCACACCCUGUCCUCAGUAGAAUCAGGUAUCCUGGUGGCCAUGGCUUUAGACCGUUUGGUAGCUAUCUGUGCUCCACUAAACUAUACGAGGAUUCUGACCCACUAUACUGUAGUCUGCCUUAGUGGAGCUGCCUUGCUUCGAGGUGCUGCUCUAUUGGCCCCACUGCCUCUGUUCCUCAGGGCCUUUCCUUUCUGUGGGGCCAAUAUCCUCUCACACUCUUACUGCUACUACCCAGAUAUGCUGAACCUGGCUUGUGGGGAUGUCACUUUCAGCAGUGUCUAUGGAUUGAUCUGUGUACUCUGCACAUUUGUAGUGGAUGUUGUCUUCAUUAUAGCUUCAUACAUGAAGAUUUUGGGCACCAUUAUGAAACUGGGAAUCCAAGACAGAAACUGGAGAUCUCUGCAAACCUGUGCCUGCCACAUCUGCACAGUGCUUGUGUUUUACCUGCCCCUCAUCAGCCUGGCAGUACUGCAUCGUUACUCCCAGGAAACUCCUCCAAUUCUAUACACUACCAUGAGUAAUGCCUACCUCCUCAUGACACCACUACUAAACCCUCUUGUCUACAGUCUUAAAUCUCGACAGAUUCAGGCUGCCCUGCGCAAGCGAUUUUGGGUGCAACGUGUCAUUGCUGGGGAAUGA
Tupaia belangeri chinensis (Chinese tree shrew) is the source of this 1020-nucleotide messenger RNA. RefSeq names its product olfactory receptor 51G2. Gene Ontology annotation, biological process: G protein-coupled receptor signaling pathway. The coding region runs from base 1 to 1020 and encodes 339 amino acids. The transcript has 2 exons. Gene Ontology annotation, cellular component: plasma membrane. The record is from RefSeq and is a predicted model, not a curated record. Gene Ontology annotation, molecular function: G protein-coupled receptor activity; olfactory receptor activity. Lineage: Eukaryota; Metazoa; Chordata; Mammalia; Scandentia; Tupaiidae.